AUGUAUACAAAUAAAAAGUUAUCUUUUAUUUUAUUAUUUUUAAUUUGUUUUAAUAAUUUUCAUAAUGUGUUUUGUGGUGGUGGUGAUGAUAGUAACGUCUUGUCUUAUCUGGAUAGUACAGAUUCAGAAAAGAAAUGGGAGACUGAUGAAAAUGGAUUCAAAUAUUUGCAAGCAUAUACAGAUUCAAAUAAAUGCUAUACUCUAAGUUUUAAUGCUUACCAUUCACUUGUUUCCAAAGCAACUAGAAUCGAAAUGGAAAAUACAACUAUCAUAGAUUGGAACACUCGCAGAGCAUACCAAUGGCCAGGGAUAGAGCUUUCAAUGGAUAUGUCAAAUAAUGAAUAUUAUAAACCAAAUGAACAAGAAAUAGCCUUAUACUCGCAAUAUAAUGACUUUGACAAUGAAGACUUCCUCCUCAAAGAUAUAAUAUCAAGAGAGUUUAUUACAAAUAUAAACUUUACUACCGGAAUUGAUUUGAUAAAUGGUAUAGUUUGCAAAAAAGUUAUUGGGUAUUGUUCAAGAGAAACAAUAUAUACAAAUCUAACCUGUUCUAGAGAAUGUUAUAUUAACCAAAUUGAUAUGGAUGGUAACCUAGAAUUUAAAAAUGUAACAAGAGAUGUUAUUAAUUUGGGAAAUGUUACAGACCAAAGAGCUUUAAACAACUAUUAUGAUGAUCUAGUUGAAAUAGACCAAAAAAGUAUUAAGAAAUUUUUUAUAAAUAGCAGUGAAUGGUUAACUUUAUUAUUCUUCGUAAGCUCAGAUGAAAAAUAUGCAAAGUGGGUAGAAAUUGGAGUAACCAAAGAUGAUGAAAAAAUCAACAAUAAUAUAGUAGUCUCAAGCUAUGAAAAAUUAGAUAUAAAUCCCGCUACUUAUUUUAAUACUCCAUUUAUUUUUAACCCUGGUAACUAUUGUCAAGAAUUAGUUCCAUCAAUUAGAUCUCAAGUUUUAGAUUUUUCAAAACAACUAUCUAGUGCAGAAACUCCUCAAUUCCCAUUUUUGAAUUUCAACGGGUCAUUUGAUUUUUUCCUUACCGAUGAAGAUUCUGAUGAACUAGAAUGGGGUUUCGAUUCAUCAAGUGGUUUCGAAUAUAUUGUCAAAGACAACUCAAUUAUUACAACAAUUAACCAUAGAGACUACAACUCAUUCCAAGCCGAUUUAAAUACCGGUAAUUGCAAAGAUAUAGUUACACCUGCUAAUAGAACAAGAAGCCUUUAUGUUAAUCAAGAUUUACAAAAAAUUUUUAUGCCAUCAUUAUUUAAUGAAAACCUCAACUGGACUUUUUCAAAUAAAACUUUAUACCGUGGAAUCAAUGUAGAAAAAUGGUCGUCCUCGAUUGGAAGUAUUUAUUUUGCACAAAAUGGCUGGGGUUUCCCAGGGCGUACAUUUAACUAUAAACCUGACCAAUCAUUGCUAAUUCCUGUUGGAAUUAAACUUUUUAGUCUUUCAAAUGACUUCAUUCCAAUUUAUUUAUUUUCUUUUGUUACAAAAUCAGAAAAACAUGAACUAUUUGAUUUUAACAUUAAAAAAUGCUUCCCAACUCUUCCACCUUUCUAUACAACAAUGGUUUCAAUAAACUCAAAUAUAAAUGGAGUAACCCUACAAUACAACGAAACCUAUACAAUGGACAUGGAUAGAAAUAAUGUAUUAGUUUCAGAAAGUAAAUAUGGUGGUGACUAUCAAUAUCUAUACUCAUGGAACCCCCAUAUUUUCAUUUCAGCCAAUAACGACUCUUGCCAAAAGUUUCAAAAUCCCAAAAAUCUAACUUUAUUAAAUGAUGUUUCCACUAUCUUGGAUAGUAUUGGUUUUGUCAAAAGUGUCUCAUUUUUCUAUACCCAGUUAAGAGUUGAAAAGGAGGUUAGCCAAAGCUAUAUUGGUAAAGUAAAUCACAGAGGUAGAGAUAUUCACCAAUGGAGAAUAAAAUCGGGAACCAAGCAAAUGUCAAACCCUUUUUUUAACAAAAAUGGAUAUAACACCAAUUUAACUGCAGAUCUUUAUUAUGAACUAUUCCCAUCAAAACUCAACAACUUAACCUUUACUAUGACCCCAUCAACUGUAGUUCUUAACUUUACUUUUACUUCAAAUAAUUCAAUACCAAUUAAUAAUGUAAUAACUAUAGACUAUAUUCUUUUCAAUACCCUUCAGGGCAUAUAUGAAAUAUCUUUCAGAAAUACAUAUAAUUGUAAUGAUAAAAAAAAUCCAUCCUUUAAUUGCACCAAAGAUUAUCAAAAGAUUGAAAGAAACUCUACAUCACUUAUUCCUGAAAAAUUCCAUUCUAUAAUAGAGUUUAGAAACCAAUUUUCAAAUGUAUCAAUACCCCCCUUUAUACUUCAAUGGGAUCACAAUGGUCAAUAUAAAAAUGAUAUCAUCUCAUCAUUCAAUUUUCAAACCAAAAGAACUCAAUAUAUACUAAACAAUCAAUCAAACAUCAAACAUUUUAACAAUGAUUCAAUACCACCAAACGAAACAAAUUAUAAAGAAUCACAAAUUUUUAAAUUUUUAAUUGGUUUGGAUAAAAACAAUAAUAGCUACAAUUUAAAUUACAAUAAAAAAGAUCAAAUCAGUUAUAAGGGUGUUCCAGUGGACGUUGCAUCAUACACAAUAUCAAACAAUCAAACAUUAGAAAUAUAUUAUUACCCUAAAGAUUGGGAUGUUAGAAGUUUUUCAAUUUUAAAUAACAACGAAAAAGUUCCAAUGUCUAUUUCUUUCUAUGAAAAAAAUGAACUAAAAGAGCAUUUAGAUUUUAUUAUUUUUGGUAACCUUAAACAAUUAAUUAAUAAAAAUGAUACAAGCUCGAGUCAAAGUAAAAAUGAAAAAGAUGCAAAAAACAGCAACAGUGGUUCAAAAAAAGACAAAAGUUUAUCAGUUGGAGGAAUUGUUGGAAUUAUAGUUGCAUCUGUUGUAAUAGUAUCGGUUUUAGUUGGGCUAUCGGUAUUUUAUGUCUAUCGUAGAAAACACAGAAGAAACAACUCAAAUGAAGGUAAAGCAGUAUUAUUAGAAGAUAGAGUAUUGAGUGACUCUUCGAAUACUAUAAACUCACCAAACAAUAAUGCAAUAAUUUAA
Dictyostelium purpureum is the source of this 3060-nucleotide messenger RNA. RefSeq lists its product as uncharacterized. The transcript has 3 exons. The record is from RefSeq and is a predicted model, not a curated record. Bases 1 to 3060 code for a protein of 1019 amino acids. Lineage: Eukaryota; Evosea; Eumycetozoa; Dictyosteliales; Dictyosteliaceae.